Molecule: messenger RNA, 2898 nt
Organism: Bursaphelenchus okinawaensis
Lineage: Eukaryota; Metazoa; Nematoda; Chromadorea; Rhabditida; Aphelenchoididae
Source: the annotation of a GenBank genome assembly
AUGGGUAAUAUCCUGGUAAGUGGAGGUAUACUGGACGGGAGUUUGUCAGGACUUGCAGUGGUGGUGGGAUGGUUCAGUAUUGUAAUAUUGCUCAUUGUGCGAUGGAUUGUAGAGGAGGUUUGGGCUGUGAGUGGAGUUUAAUCUUGUUGUUUUAGCCGUUUGGAACAGUACAGUCAAAGAAUCGUAUUAGAAAUAAUGAAGUCAGAAGGCAGAAACGGUUCAACGAUGCCAAGUUGAAGGUGGAAGAUAUUGGUGAAGAUUUGAGAGACGAGAUUGUUGGACUGAACUUUCAGGAUUUGAGAGGUAAGUGUUUUUUGUUUAGUUUCACCUCUUUAGUUACAUACUGUAGGCAAAGGGAUUAUAGCUUCAAUUACAAUAUUAUUGAUUUAGAAAGUCUACAAGAAGGAAAGUACAAUGCCGUUACUGUGCUCAAAGCUUAUGCAUGGAAAGCGUUGAUUGAGAACGACAGGGUCAAUUGUUUGGCCGAGUUUCUGGUCGAAUCUUUUGAAAAAGCUGAGAAGUUGGAUGAACAAUAUGAAUAUUCUAACGAGAAGCCAGCUUUGUAUGGAAUACCUUUUAGCGUGAAAGGAAACUUCUUUGUGAGUUUUUAAAUAUUUUUUAUUUUAAAAAGGGAUAAACACAAUCUGCUGCAAUAUACUUUUAUUUUGUUUUUUCGGAACUAUAAUAAUGAUAAGUUGAAUUGUAAUUAUUAAUUGGCUUAUUUAUGACUUCAGAUGAAAGGAUACGACUGUACUUGUGGUUUGUCAAAGUUUUUAGAGAAUCCGAAAGAAGACACUUGCACAAUUGUGACAGCGUUGGAAGACCUCGGAGCUGUUCCAUUUGUUCUGACUAACGUCCCACAAGCUCUACUGUCAUUUGUAUGUUCUAAUCCUGUUUAUGGUACUACAAAGAACCCUUACAAUGUUAAUAGGUAUGAUUUGCAACUGUUAGAGAACAAUUUUAUGUACCAGCUUUAACCGUAUUAAUGGUUUGUAGAGUACCUGGAGGAUCUUCUGGCGGCGAAGCAGCUUUGUUGGCAUCUGGAGGCACUGCCUUUGCUACCGGAAGUGAUUUGGCUGGGAGUCUUCGUAUUCCUUCGACAAUGUGUGGACUGGUGUCAAUUAAACCAACUCAAGGUUUGUUUUAUUGUACUUAUGAUUGCUACUUUGGUCAAGACUUUAAUUUUUUUGAUUUGUGAGUAAUUUAAUGGAUAACUUUUUAAUUGAAACAUCAUUUUUAGAUAGAAUCACAGUAAGACACGCAUCACAAGGUGUUCCUGGCAGAGGUCGUAUGGCUUUGGCAUAUGGCUUCAUCACUAAAUCAGUAGAUGAACAGAUCUACUUGAUAGAUCAGGUGUUAGGACUAGAAUCAUUUCAUAAAAGUUGUCCUACAGCUGUGCCUAUGCCUCUGAAGAUGGACAUAAUUAAUGAGACGGCUAAUAAAAAGUUGAGGAUCGGCUACUUUAGCGAUGACGGAUUUUUGAAGCCUAGUACGGGGUCAGUUUUAUUUUAUAUAUGAUAAGCCUAGUUCGCGGUAAGUUCUGUUUUAUAUGUGAUCAGCCUAGUACUGGGUUAGUCGUAUUUUAUAUACGAUUUUAUUUUUGGCUUUUUUACCUACUUUAUUUUGAAGUUCACUCUAAACAAUGGUUUAUUUUUAGAUGCGAACGUGUUGUGGUUGAAACAGUAGAGAAACUGAAAGCUCAAGGACACGAACUUGUUCAUUUCCGUCUACCAAGACCUAAUCACGCUGCUGAAAUUUGCUAUAAGUCUAUUUUGACAGACGGAGGAACAUUCUUGUGCAACUUGUUCAGAGGAGAAGUUAUCGACCAGUAUAUGAGCAGCUUUGUUAGUCUCAUAAAAGUAAGUUUUUGCCGUAAACAAAGUUGUUAGUUGGUACUUUUUAAAAAUAUUCUCAAAACAUAAAUAACUAAAGAUCACAUUUUACAGAUACCAUUGCUACUCAGAACAUGGGCAGCUUUUGUUCUCGGCUUUAUCAGCCCUCAGGCACAAAUUCUAUCUAGAAGUUUUGUAAGAAACAUCGAAGAGCUUCGACAGAAUCAAGAACACGUUGAUUUAUAUCAAGAAGCUAUUAUUGACCAGUGGAAUGAGCUAGCUUUGGAUGCCAUUGUUUGUCCUGCCUUUUGCGUUCCAGCAGUCGAACACAAAUGGCCUAGCCUAUUAGGUGCUUGUGGGUUUGCUACAGCCUUCUGGAACAUGAUAAACUUUCCAUCUGGAGUGGUUCCGGCUGGCAAGUGGAACAAGGAAGACACCAAAGCUCUAGAGGAAUAUGAAACAGGUAAUCAAGGUUGUUUUAUGGUGUUUUGGGGUGGGAACGUAGACAUUGAUGACAUAAAAGAUACGGUAACACUUUUGACACUAUUUUUUGACAUAUUUUAACAUUACGGUUUAAUUAGGGUAUUCUUGCAUGGCAAAAAGUUAUUGUGAAAUCGGUUUUUGGCACAAGGUAAAAGUAUAUUAUUGUGUUCAAAUGGUAUGUUAUUAUCUAAAAGUUGUAAACAUAUGUAAUUAGGACCUUUUGUAUUUUCACGAUUGGAUUAUACUUUCCUAGGUUUGAAAUAUACGUACACAAAGGUCUAGUUACACCUCUGACAAUAGUAAUUUUCGGUUACAAAGGACUCAAUUAAAACAUAGUAUGCAAAUUACGGUAUUAUUGAGAUUAGAUAUAGCUUUUUUAACAAAGUAGUUUAUUGUGUUGUAAAAAUGUAAUCCCACUAAUUAUCAUCUGCCUUCAGGCAACAACUUUGUUCUGAAAUUCGUGAAACAAUCGUCCGCCGGCUCGGAGGGAUUACCGCUUUCGGUUCAGAUAGCCACGAAGCCAUACGAAGAGGAAAAGUGCUUGGCCAUAAUGAAGAUCGUAGAACAGUUAUGGAAGGAAUAA